AUGGCUGAACAAUAAACUUGCUAUUAAUCUUGUAACAACAAAUUUAAUGCAUGGGAUCCUAAGAGAAUUUUUUGCAAGAAAGGAUGUGACUCUGAUGAAGACAAUUUACAAAAGUGUAAAGCAGAAACGUGUUCAUCACUUUGUAUCAGAAGCGAACUAGGAGACGAUAAUUCUAAGCUUGGAAAAUGGAGUUCAUUUUUUUCUAGAGCACCUUCUGACCCUAAAGAUUGUCUAAGUGCAUGCAUUAUUGGAUGUAACAAUAAAACAGACUUCGAUGAUGACGAUGAUUGA
Messenger RNA from Tetrahymena thermophila SB210, 291 nucleotides. RefSeq lists its product as hypothetical. The transcript is spliced from 4 exons. The record is from RefSeq and is a predicted model, not a curated record. Lineage: Eukaryota; Ciliophora; Oligohymenophorea; Hymenostomatida; Tetrahymenidae.